This is a messenger RNA of Rangifer tarandus platyrhynchus (Svalbard reindeer), 1980 nucleotides long. The record is from the annotation of a GenBank genome assembly. Lineage: Eukaryota; Metazoa; Chordata; Mammalia; Artiodactyla; Cervidae.
AUGCCCUGCCAGGGUCCCCAGCCUGCGGGUGUGGUCGCAGCAGGAAAGUCACGCCUCCGCAAGGGCCCCACAAGCCGGCUGCCCUCGGUCUCCAGACUUGGGCCCCUGGCUCUCACAGGCCGGUUCCUAGACUGCGUCCCUCUGGGUCCGUUUCUCUGGACAGCCUGUCUGAGUCCUUUCAAGCUGCCUAACAGAGACCCACAAGCUGUGGCCUGUGAACAGCAGACGCUGACUUCUCAGCUCGGGAGGCCCAGGGUCAGGGGGCAGCCACAUCAGGCUCUGGCCAGAGCGUCCUCCCAGGGACCCAGCUCCUCCAGGCACCUCCUGGACACCCGCCCUGGGAGCCUGCAGUGGCCACGUAGCAAGAUCAGCGAGGCCGGCGGGAAGACACUGCUCAGGGGGAGGCUAGCGAGAAGCUCAGGCAUCAGUCUGGCCAGCCAGCUGCCCAUGCCCCCGAAAGGCCUCGCAGGGCAGCUGCCCCCCUCCCACAUGUCCAAAGGGCAGGUCCCGCCGGUCAGAGAUGCGGCCGGAAAACAGGAGGCAGCGGGAGAGGCCAGAGCAGGCCCGUCAGCAGCCAUUCAGCACAAAACGGGCCAGAAGAACGCCUGCACACGGCCCUCCAACUGUGACAGGAAGGAAGGAAGCGCGGCUGGCUGCAGUGGAGGGCAAGCCACCCGCGGGGGCUGGGCGAGCCCACGACGCCCGCCCGGUGCCGGCCCGGGAGGCGGAGCCAGAGACACAGCGGGGCCCCAGGCUUCCCUGCUUGCACACUGGGCAGACCUCUGGAUGCGCUCGAAGGCCAGGCCGGCCCUGAGGGCAGCGGAGGGGCUCACGGCGCCAUCCGGCCAGCCCAGGCUCCCCGUGGAGUGGGGACUGAAGAGCGAGGGGGGCGUGAUCGCUUGCUGCCCCCUGGGUGCCCGGGGGCAUGUGACACUGGGCACAGGACCACGCCUGCAGCAGCAGGACUUGGCAUUCAGGCCCGGCCAGCGUGGACGUCCACUAAACCGCACGUGUCUUCAAGACUUCUUGGCACUGAAAACCCUGGUUCUGGACAAGACCAUCCUGAGCGCAGCUGCCCCCAGCGCCCCCGACAGUCACACCGAGCCCCGGCGUGGGGGCGCCCGCUGCAGCGGCUGGCACGCUGCCCAGCUUUGCUAUCCUGCUUCCACUCCACUCCGGGGCCCCAGUCACCAGGUGCUCAAUCUCCCCUCGAAACAGUCCCCGUUGGGCAGCUGCAGGCUUCACGGCGGGCCUCUGAGCAGGUGGCUCCCCAGGGCCAGCAAGACCACCUGUGACCCCAGGUCCUCCUGCACCUGGAAAGCGAGACUCAACCCCCUCAGCCCCCAUGGAGACCCCGGACCCCGAGGCCCUCCCGCCCUGAUCUCCCUCCACGCCCAGCGCCGCAGCGUGGGCUCCAGGCCGCGGCCCCCAGGCUCUGUGCCCCGCACGAAAAGCGAGGGCAGAGAACAGGAAUUCCUAAGCGGAGCGGGCCGCGUCUGCAGGAGUCCGGCCUCCACGGGCCGGCCCGGAGCGGGGCGGCGCCGUGACGGGCCGGGGCUGCGGGCGCAGAUAAGGGCGGCCGCCGUCCGAGGGCCCGCGCUCGUCUCCUGCUCUGGCGCCGCAUACAUCACUGCUGGGAGCACCGAGGGCCGCAGGGGUGGGGAGCAGGCCCGGCGCCCUCCAGGUGCGGUGCGCAGGCCGUCUUCUUUUAUCAGAGGCGAGAGCGCCUCGCAGGCGCGGGUUGUCCGUGUCACCCGGACCCGGCGAGGGGACGGGAACGCCGACUCCCGGGCCGCGGGGCCCGCCACUGAGUGCAGAGGCUUCCCUCCACCGACAGGAGGGCACCCGAAGGCCCUGUUCCCGGGGCGCGCGCAAAGGCCUCGCCAAACCCUGCCUGCCCCGCGCUGCCCGCUGAGCCCCUCCAAACAGACCGACCGGCCGGAGGAGAGCGUGUCCCUUCCUGCUUACCCAACGCCCUAG